GCGGUGCUGUGAUGGCUUAUAUAAGUGGUCCCAACCCGCGCGCAAGAAGCCAGCGGUCAAACGCAGUCACCGUGUUCUUCUGCUUCUCACCUCUCUUCUUUACUUGGGCUUCAUUCUCAUCACAAUACUCAUUAUACACCUUUUUGUUUUCUAACGCUCCUUGUAAUUGUUGAAUUUCAUCGCGGCUAGCGCGCAGGCUUGCCUCCGUCUUCCAUUAGUCCGAAUAAUCUGACCGCUCACAGCCCAGCAACAUUCAUGUCGUCCCAAAACCCGAUUCGCAGAAAACUGGUCAUCGUCGGUGACGGUGCUUGUGGGAAGACCUCCCUACUAUGCUCUUUUGCGCUGGGAGAAUUUCCAAAGGAAUAUCAACCGACUAUAUUUGAAAAUUAUGUUGCGGAAAUCAGGCUAGAUGGUAAACCUGUGCAAUUGGCACUUUGGGAUACUGCAGGGCAGGAAGAGUAUGAACGUUUACGACCACUGUCCUACUCCAAGUCACAUGUUAUUUUAAUUGCUUUCGCUAUCGACACCCCAGAUUCUCUGGAUAACGUAUCUGUAAAAUGGAUCGAAGAAGUUCGGAGCAUAUGUGGCCCAACUAUCCCAAUUCUACUCGUUGGGUGUAAAGCCGACCUGCGUCCAUCUCCCAAUUCUCCUGAUAUCGGCAAUUUCGUCUCGCGUGCUGAAGCUGAACGCGUGGCAUCAAUGAUCGGUGCGCGCGCUUACAAGGAGUGCUCCGCCCUCAAGAUUGAGGGUGUGGAUGAUGUGUUCGAGGCUGCCACCCGAGCAAGCAUGCUCAUGAGAGAGGGCGUGCCUUCCUCUGCUCAUCAUAGAAGGAAGAGCAGUGGACGUAGUGGUGAAGCGUCUAACGGAGACUCGACUGGUGGAAGCUGGAAGUGUUGCGUUGUCUGCUGAUAACCUCACUUACCCGCGUUCAUUUCGGGUUCAUUGAUAGCUCUUCGGAUGGCCCGCUUCUUCCUCGGCAUCAUCAUUGAUCUAUGGACUAGCUUCAGCUUUUGCACAUACGUGA
Molecule: messenger RNA, 1024 nt
Organism: Suillus discolor
Lineage: Eukaryota; Fungi; Basidiomycota; Agaricomycetes; Boletales; Suillaceae
Product: ras family-domain-containing protein
Exons: 8
Coding region: 256-909 (217 amino acids)
Biological process (GO): small GTPase-mediated signal transduction
Molecular function (GO): GTP binding; GTPase activity
Source: RefSeq, a predicted model, not a curated record